Molecule: messenger RNA, 5281 nt
Organism: Arachis stenosperma
Lineage: Eukaryota; Viridiplantae; Streptophyta; Magnoliopsida; Fabales; Fabaceae
Product: protein PHYLLO, chloroplastic
Exons: 28
Coding region: 39-5114 (1691 amino acids)
Biological process (GO): amino acid catabolic process; menaquinone biosynthetic process
Molecular function (GO): 2-succinyl-5-enolpyruvyl-6-hydroxy-3-cyclohexene-1-carboxylic-acid synthase activity; 2-succinyl-6-hydroxy-2,4-cyclohexadiene-1-carboxylate synthase activity; thiamine pyrophosphate binding
Source: RefSeq, a predicted model, not a curated record
ACAACUUCCCUUCAUUCUCUCUCUCACUUAUCCGCCAAAUGAUUUCGUUAACCGCCGCGAGAUUUUCCAGUGUACCUACAUUCUUCAUUCUCUCUCCUUCCUCUUCUCCCUUCAUCUUCGUCGGAGCACGCCGGAGACCAUCGCCGCCGAUGAGAACAGUAGCCGCCGACGCCAGAAUGGGAGGAGGAGCGAAGUUCGACGGUCCGGUUCCAGUAUCUGGCGACAUUGAGGAGAACGACGUCGUUUUUGAGCACUGCGUCACGCGGACUCUUCCCCCUGCUGUGACUUUGGAGGAAGGCCUUCGGAAAAUCAAGGAUGCCGUUGAGACGCUGAAGCUUUCGCCGCCUCGUAGCUCCACCGGAUUCCUUAGGUUUCAGGUGGCUGUGCCUCCAAGUCCUAAGGCAUUGAAUUGGUUUUGUAGUCAACCGGAGUUGUCCGGAGUGUAUCCUCUUAUAUACCUGUCAAAGAAUGUUGACAAUCCAACCUUGAAAUCGCUGUAUGUGAAUGGAAGCCGUGGUCUCUUUGGCAUUGGCUCUGCUGUGUCUUUUUCACGUUCAUCCAGUGGAAAGCCUAGUAUGAUCAAAAGGUACAUCUCUUCUGAUUCAACACAUAUAGUGGCCUACGGUUUUGUGGAUAUUAAUUUUGAUAGUGACUCGAUUUCCAUGAAUAUUGAGGAUGGUUCUUUUUAUUUUUUCAUUCCUGAGAUUGAGUUAGAUGAGUUGGAGUGCAUUUCCAUUUUGACAGUGACACUAGCAUGGAAUGACUUUUCCCUCUCCACUUUUGAGGAAGCCCUUCAUUCACUUGAAAUUUCUCUAAACCAGAUUAUAUGUUAUACCUGGUCUGGUAGUGACACAUUGAAACUAAAAAGCGUAAGAUCUGGCCUCAGAAAACUGAAUUUGGUAGAAGAUAGAGCUAUUGCAAGGGUCUACAUGAACACUAUCACACCUGGAAGAAGAGAAAGCGUGGUUGACAUCUUGGAACUGAAAGAGUCUCCAUCUUCCAGUCAAUUCUGUGUCAGGCUUUCAGCAACCCAUGCCGUUUCACAUAACAUGUUGGAUCAAUCCAAUAAAUUAUCAUCCUCACUAAUUGAGUGCGCCAAUAUCAAUGCUGUAUGGGCAUCAUUAAUUGUUGAAGAAUGCUCAAGGCUGGGUUUGACGUAUUUUUGUGUAGCACCUGGAUCUCGGUCUUCCCCUCUUGCUGUUGCUGCUUCAAGUCACAAGUUAAUCACAUGUAUUUCAUGCUUUGAUGAGCGUUCACUUGCUUUUCAUGCUGUUGGAUAUGCAAGAGGGUCUCACGUGCCAGCAGUAGUCAUCACAUCAUCUGGAACUGCAGUUUCAAACCUUCUUCCUGCGGUUGUGGAGGCUAGUCAAGAUUUUGUACCACUUCUUUUACUUACAGCAGAUCGACCUCCAGAGCUGCUAGAUUGUGGAGCUAACCAGGCAAUUGAUCAGGUGAACCAUUUUGGUGUUUAUGUGAGAUAUUUCUUCAAUCUUCCUGCACCAACAGACCAAAUUCCUACGAAUAUGGUACUUACCACUCUUGAUUCUGCUAUACAUCGGGCAAUAACUUCACCGUGUGGUCCUGUGCAUAUUAACUGCCCUUUCAGAGAGCCUUUGGAGAGCAGUCCACGUAAAUGGAGGUUAAGCUGUUUAAACGGGCUGGACCUCUGGAUCAGUAAUGCUGAACCAUUUACCAAGUACAUUCAUAUGCGACCAUCUUGUAUAGAUGCUGUAGGAGAAAUGAUGGAAGUUAUAGGCCUGAUGCAAAAAGGCAAACAUGGUCUUAUAUUAUUUGGUGCAAUCCAUACAGAGGAUGAGAUGUGGGCUGCGCUGCUUUUGGCUAAACACCUCUGUUGGCCUGUUUUUGCUGAUAUUUUGUCAGGGUUGCGCUUGAAAAAGAUCUUAACUUCUUUUCCUGAUAUUGAAAGAAACUUUUUAUUUAUUGAUAAUCUUGAUCAUGCUCUACUCUCAGAUUCUGUCAAGGGCUUUUUGGAGAUUGAUGUGGUUAUUCAGUUGGGAAGUAGGAUAACUAGCAAACGAGUUGGUCAAAUUCUAGAGGAGCGUGCUCCUUUUCCAUAUAUUGUGGUUGACAAGCAUCCACUUCGUCAUGAUCCAUCACAUAUUGUAACCCACCGGAUACAAACUACCAUUGUUGAUUUUGUGGGUUUUUUAAUUAAGGCUGAAUUCCCCCAUACAGAGCGCAUAUGGAGCACUUCAUUACAACUGUUGAGUAAAAUGGUCGAAUGGGAGAUACUGUUUCAAAUCAAUGCUGAGUGCUCCCUAACUGAACCUUAUGUGGCACAUAUGAUGUCAGAUGCUCUUUCUUCUGAGUCUGCUCUUUUCCUUGGCAACAGUAUGCCCAUUCGUGAUGUAGAUAUGUAUGGACUUGGUUGGUCUACAAGCAACCCAAUUGUUGCAUCUAUCAUGUUAAACUCAGACCUACCAGUUAACUUGAUGAGGGUGGCUGGUAACAGGGGGGCUAGUGGUAUUGAUGGAUUACUUAGCACGGCCAUUGGGUUUGCCGUGGGAAGCAAUAAAAGGGUGUUCUGUUUAGUUGGAGACAUUUCUUUAUUGCAUGAUACAAACAGUUUGGCAAUUUUGUAUCAAAGGAAAUUACGGAAACCAAUGACCAUUUUUGUGGUAAAUAAUCACGGAGGAGCAAUUUUCAGUCUUCUUCCAUUGGCAGAUAAAGUUGAGCCUAGUAUCCUUCAUCAAUACUUCUAUACCUCUCAUAACAUAUUUAUCCAAGGGCUAUGCAUGGCACAUGGAAUCAAACAUUUGCACGUGAAGACCAAGGCAGAAUUUGAAGAUGCUUUACGUUUAGCUCAACAUGAGCAAGUGGAUUGUAUGGUUGAAAUUGAUAGUUCAAUCGAUGCCAAUGCUAAUUUUCACAGUCUUUUGAGAAAACACUCUCUGGUUGCUGUGAAAGAUGCUAUGAGGUACAUCCCAAAUCCCGGUGCUAUUAAAGAUCAGCAUUAUUUGUACAAAAUUCGUACAAUGGAGUGUUUGAGAUAUAGAUUUGCACUAAGUGCACCACCAACAUCAGCAUCUGUUGGUGAUAAUCAUGAUGAAUUCUAUAGAGAAGGAUUUAUCAUAUCUUUAAUUCUUGAAGAUGGAAGUGUUGGUUUUGGUGAGGUUGCUCCGAUUGAGAUCCACAGAGAAAAUUUGGUAGAUGCAGAAUAUCAACUUAGGUUUCUUGUUCAUAUCAUGCAAGAAGUUAAUAUUAGUUGCUUCCUCUCUCUAUUGAAGGGCACAUUUUCAUAUUGGAUUUGGAAUGAGUUGGGAAUUGUGCCAUCUUCUAUUUUUCCUAGUGUUAGAUGUGGUUUGGAAAUGGCUAUCCUCAAUGCCAUAGCUGCUGCAAAGGGCUCCAACUUGUUGAACCUACUUCAUCCUCCUAUAAGUGAAAAAGAUGAAUGUGAAACAUCAUCAGUUCAGGUUUGUGCACUACUUGAUUCAAAUGGAUCUCCAACAGACGUUGCUAACGUUGCUGCCACAUUAGUCGAGGAAGGAUUUUCUGCAAUCAAACUGAAGGUAGCACGUCGGUAUAACCCAACGCAAGAUGCCAUGGUAAUAAAAGAGGUGCGAAAGAAAGUCGGAUGCCAGAUAAUCAUACGAGCCGAUGCAAAUCGGAAGUGGACUUAUGAAGAAGCUAUGGAGUUCAGUUCUUUGGUUAAGGAUUGCAACUUACAGUUUAUUGAGGAGCCUGUUCAGGAUGAAGACGAUAUAGUCAAGUUCUGUGAAGAAAGUGGCUUACCUGUUGCACUAGAUGAGACCAUAGAUAAAAUUCAAGAAAAUCCCCUGGGAACGCUAGUAAAAUUUACUCAUCCGGGAAUAGUUGCUGUUGUUAUCAAACCAAGUGUUGUUGGGGGUUUUGAGAAUGCUGCAUUAAUUGGACGAUGGGCACACCAGCUGGGGAAGAUGGCUGUUGUCAGUGCUGCAUUUGAAAGCAGUCUAAGUCUAUCUGCGUAUGCACAGUUUUCUAGUUAUCUUGAUAUGCUAAGUUUUGAUACAGUGAACAAGUUACAUGGUAAGAAAGUUCCUUCUGUAGCCCAUGGUCUUGGAACCUACCGUUGGCUAAAGGAAGAUGCAACAAUUAAUCCAGUUUUAAUUGGCCGUAAUCCACAUAGUGGUAUUGUUGAAGCAUCUGUACCAAAUGCUAGUAGGCUGCUACAUAAUUUCCAAAUCAACCAAAAUGUCAUAUGUGAUAUUAUUGAUGAGGAGCAAGUUCUUAAAUACCAACUGAAAUUAGAGCUUAGUAGUUUAUCUUGUUCUUUUGAGGUUCAAGAAACUGGCCAAAAAACAAAUGACAAUGUACUAGUAUUUCUUCAUGGUUUCCUUGGAGCUGGUGAAGAUUGGAGUCCUAUCAUGAAGAGCUUUUCUGGAUCAGCAAGAUGCAUCUCAGUGGAUCUUCCUGGUCAUGGAAAAUCAAUAAUACAUGGUGUGAAUGAUGCUUGUGAGGAACCAUUGUUGUCAAUGGAAAUAAUAGCUAAUAUAUUCCAUCAACUAUUACAUCAUAUAACUCCAGGAAAAGUUACACUAGUUGGGUAUUCGAUGGGUGCUAGGAUUGCAUUGUAUCUUGCACUCAGAUUCAGUAGUAAGAUAAAAGGAGCUGUGUUAAUAUCUGGAAGCCCUGGAUUAAAAGAUAAAUUAUCACAAAAAAUCCGCGCAGCUAAAGAUGACUCCAGAGCAAGUUCUAUCAUUUCUCAUGGUUUAGAAUCUUUUCUCAAUUCCUGGUAUGCAGCAGAUCUGUGGAAAAGCUUAAGAAGCCAUCCUCACUUCACACGAAUCACUGCUAAUCGCUUGCAACAUGAAGACCUGCAGAGUCUUGCCAAGAUGUUGUCUGGAUUAAGCAUAGGAAGGCAGCCAUCGUUGUGGAAAGAUCUGCCAAAUUGCAGAACACCUCUUCUUAUCAUACACGGAGAAAAGGAUGCAAAAUUUAAGAAAAUUGCUCAAGAAAUUAUGAACACAGUCCGUUCCGGAGUGGGGAGCAAUCAAGAAAAAGUGAAUAUAGACAUCCAUGAGGUGGUUGAGAUUCCGAACUGUGGCCAUGCUGUCCAUUUGGAGAACCCGCUUCCUGUAGUUUCCGCCUUGAGACGAUUCCUAACUACACUCUGAAAGCAACCCCAUUUGCCUUAUUUACACAAAGUUCUCCAUGGAGCACAAAGGAUUUUUAAAAUGUUGCAAUCAUCUUGGACUUCACAUUUAAUACUCAUGUUUGUUGGUACCCUGGGAUACCAAACCCUGUAAAAGAUAUCAUAUGCACAAUUUUAAUAUAAUUAGAG